UAUGGUCCCAAUUGUCCCAUAUAAAGUUUGCAGUGUGUUAUUUCCCUGCUAGAGUAUGGGUGAUGAUGGUCCCAAUUUUCCCAUCUAAAGUUGGUCCCAAUUUUCCCAUGUAAAGUUUGCAGUGGUUUAUUCCCUUCCCAUUGUCUCCAGUUUGUGGUGCUCUUCGCUGACCUUCUUGGGGCUUGAGGAUGCAUCCUAGAGUCACAGAAGGUUGUCACAUUCUUUUUGGGGCUCUUCUGAUUGGGAAGGUCCCUGGGUUUGGGACCUAGGGGAAGAUGAUCGUUGGGUUUGGGAUUUGGGACAAGAUGGUCCCUGGUUUGGGGCUCUGGGACAAGCAGGGACGUCGGUUUAGGCUCCGGGGAAAACAUGGUCCCUGGCUUUGGGCUCUAGGGACAGAUGAUCCUUGGGUUUGGCUUUGGGACAACAGGGUCCCUGGGUUUGGGUUCUCGGGACAAGAUCGUCCCUGGGUCUGGGCUCUGGGACAGGAUGAUCCGGGGGCUUCGUGAAGAGUGAGCCUGUUAUUUCGUAUUUACACCCGAAUGGUCAGGAAGGGCGUAGUAUACUGCUAUUACUAUAUAUAUAAAAGUAAAAAAAAAAAAAAGUAUAUAGUAUAUACAGCUCAGAAUUGUACGGGGUACGGAUUUGAACUGCCGCGACUGCUGCAUGGUACCGUUGUAGCUACUCCCCCUGUGAAUCGGAUUGCAAUUACGGCCAGCUACGGCUGCAUUCUAUACUGCAAUUACGGCCAGGCCUGCAUGAAUCGGACCGCAAUUACAACCAGCAGUUCAUCCACAGCCUAAUAAGAGAUGUUGCCAUAUGAGAUUGAUGGAUGAUGAUCCGAUAAUCGUCUGAGAUGUGAGACUUUCGCAUUCCACGCCUCUGAGGGCAUAACUCACACUACCAUCGAAGUUGGUUGUGAGACGGCGCACCGGGACUUUUUCUACUAAGCUCUCUGGACGUGAUUCCGGUCCGAUUCAUGCAGUUCUGGCCACAAUUGCGGUCAAAUGCAUUCAGGAAAGAGCUACUGCAGCCUACCGGUACCGGUCGUGUGAGUAAUAGAGUAUGCCCCUGCGCGACUCGUUUCAGAUUAGAGUGCAUCCAUGUAUCGCCGGGACUUUUUCUACUAGGCCCAGGACGUGAUUCCGGUCCGAUUCAUGCAGGUCUGGCAAAAAUUGCCGUAACUGAACCGAAGUCAACGGACAUUGAGCAGCAACUGACGUUCUUCACACAUGAGCGGCAACUGACGUUCUUCACUGAUGAGCAGCAAAAAGAAAGUCAACCGGCGAGCAUCAAGUCAAAGGCAUCAGUGAUGAUCGGCAACUGAAAAAGUCAAUGGGUCAGCAGCGACCCAAAAAAGUCAACAUGUGAGCAGCGACGGAAAAAAAAAGUCAACAUGUGAGCAGCAAAGGAAAAAAAAGUCAACAGGCGAGCAGCAAUGCGAAAAAAAACUGCAUGGGCGAGCAGCAACUGGAAAAGUCAACGGGUGAGCAGCGACUUGAAAAGUCAAUGGGUGAGCAGCAAGUGAAGUUUCCUCACCGAUGAGCAGCGACGAAAAGUUGUGGUGUCGAUUGGCAGCAAACUGAAAACGCCAACGGGUGUGCAGCACUGGGAGUGCCGGUGCUGACGAGCAGCAACUGAAAAAGUCUACGCGUGAGCAGCAACGAUUAAAGCCAACUCUUGAAGACGCGACUUAAGUCAUCGUUGCCGAGCAGGAAUUGAAGUCGACAGCUCAGCAGCAACUGAAAAAGUCAACGCUGAUGAGCGGCAACUGAAAAAGUCAACGCUGAUGAGCGGCAACUGCAAAAGUCAACGGGCGAGCAGAGCAGCCAUUCAACAUUCAAGCCAUCAACCGAUGAGCAGAAAUGGAGACGGACAGAUGAUCAGCCACUGGAGUCAGCCUGGUCGGCGCUGAGAAACCACCCUCGAGUGAGGCUCUCAGGGCAUGAUACACUCGAGUCCGAACUUUUUUGGAAUCUGACUGGUAUACCGCCCAGAUUCAGUCCAAGAAGUGAUAGUGCAAAUAGGGAAAUAGGUACAUACAUAUAGGAACAUAACCCCUUCAUUUCAUCUUUUUCUUUUUUUCUUUUUCUCUUUCUUUUCCCCUUUUAGCCCCCUUCAUUUUCAGUUCUAUGCUUCUACCUUUUUGCACCAUGUCCCCCAGGGCCGGUUAUUCGGUGUGCGAAGUCGCAAACCGCCGAG
Chara braunii is the source of this 2199-nucleotide messenger RNA. Lineage: Eukaryota; Viridiplantae; Streptophyta; Charophyceae; Charales; Characeae. The record is from the annotation of a GenBank genome assembly.